UACUGUGACCUGUCGCUGAGGUGACCUGAUGAUAUAGGUCUUGCCUUUCAUUUUAGCUGCCAUUCUGGCAACUGAGCGUUGGCAGGAAACGCAACUUAGUUGUGUCAGAGGACUCACAAUGGGAAACAUUUGUCGUCGCUGCCUCAGCGCAUGUUCCAUCCUGGAUGAAACAGUGGAUCCUGGGGUGCCCAGGAAAUCCCCCGUCAGACACCACCACAGGCAUAAGAAGCGAAUUCUCUGUCACUGGCAUCGCAGGCAUGUACACCCUGGAGUUGCAUCAACGGAAGAUCACAGUGAGAACCUGGCGCGGAAGCGUUCAUCUAAGGACAUCCCAGGUGUUCACGUGGUGGACAAAGACACAGAGAAAAACAGUGACCUGAAACACCUACAGCAGCAUAUGCCAGGGCAGACAUCCUCUGAGGAAGCCACAGGAGUUCACAUGAUGCAGGUGGACCCAGCCACACUGGCGAACGUUCUGACUGAUACACUACAGGAGCUGUCCAGUGACAAGGGAGAGAAGGAGGACCCAGAGGAUGUGAAGAAAUCAUCGGGAGUUCCACCAGGGGAGUGCAACGAAGGCUUGUUGUGUGAGCGUCCGCUCAAGAUACCAUCUGAGAGGUUAUCAGGCUCAUUGAAGAAAAGAGUACACUUUGAGGACGAAGAGCGUGGCAAAGGCUUGUUGUUUGAGCGUCGGCUCAAGAUACCAUCUGAGAGGUUUUCAGGCGCUGUUGAGAAAAGAGUACACUUUAAGGAAGAAGGUGAACUGGAAGACCUGGAGGAGGAUGUGCCAGGGCAGACAUCCCCGGAGGAAGUCAUAGGGGUUCACAUGAUGCCGGUGGACCCAGUCACACUGGCAAAUGUUCUGACUGAUAUACUACGGGAGCUGUCCAGUGACGAGGGAGAGGAGGACCCAGAAGAUGUGAAGAAAUCGUCGGGAGUUCCACCAGGGGAGCGCGAUGAAGGCUUGUUGUGUGAGCAUCAGCUCAAGAUACCAUCUGAGAGAUUCCCUUACUCAUUGAAGAAAAGAGUACACUUUGAGGACGAAGGUGAACUGGAAGACCUGGAGGAGGAUGUGCCAGGGCAGACAUCCCCGGAGGAAGUCAUAGGGGUUCACAUGAUGCAGUUGGACCCAGCCACACGGGCAAAUGGUGAACUGGAAGACCUGGAGGAGGAUGUGCCAGGGCAGACAUCCCCGGAGGAAGUCAUAGGGGUUCACAUGAUGCAGGUGGACCCAGCCACACGGGUAAACGUUCUGACUGAUAUACUACAGGAGCUGUCCAGUGACGAGGGAGAGAAGGAGGACCCAGAGGAUGUGAAGAAAUCGUCAGGAGUUCCACCAGGGGAGUGCAACGAAGGCUUGUUGUGUGAGCGUCCGCUCAAGAUACCAUCUGAGAGGUUAUCAGGCUCAUUGAAGAAAAGAGUACACUUUGAGGAAGAAGGUGAACUGGAAGACCUGGAGGAGGAUGUGCCAGGGCAGACAUCCUCAGAGGAAGCCACAGGGGUUCACAUGAUGCAGGUGGACCCAGCCACACGGGCAAACGGUCAUCUACUAGAGGAGCGAUCCAGUGACAGCAGAAAGGAGGAGGACCCAGAGGAUAUGAAGAAAUCCUCAGGAGUUCCACAAAAGGAUCCUCAAGAGGACCUCGCAGUGCAAUAUCCACAUGAGACACCCGUUGAGAGGAUCCUCCCUGUUAUCAACGCGGACACAUUCACAGAGACAAAUGGUGACAAGGAACUUCUGGAGGAGGAUGUGCCAGGACAGACAUCCUCGGAGGAAGCCACAGGGGUUCACAUGAUGCGCAUGGACCCAGCCACAAUGCUGAAGUUUGUGCCGGAGCAUCUGCAGGAGUGGUCCAGUGACAGCGAAGACGAGGAGGACCCAGAGGAUGUGGAGAAAUCCUCAGGAGUUCCACAAAAGGAACUGGGAGACUCCACCAUUACAGGCAGCCACCAGCAGAUGUCAGCAAGUCCCUCCUCUGCACCUGCAGAAGAAGCAACAGAAAAGACAAAAGUGGAAGAGGAAGUGAAAACCACGAAGAAAACCAGGAAGCCCAGGAAGAAUACCUGGUGGAAUGUCCUGAACUGUUGGGACAUUUUUAAUAGAUUUUAGAGACCUCUGAAGAUUCCACGAACACCAGGCAGGGCCCUGAUGUGGGGAUGUCAGCCUGGCUCAGACUUCAUAUGGAUCGUGAUCAUUUUGGGAACUGUGCUACUCCAAAAACUUUUAUAAUCUUUGCUCAAUUUGUUUUUAAACAUUUUCCUGGCUGGGCAUGGUGGCUUAUCCCUGUAAUCCCAGCACUUUGGGAGGCCGAGGCAGGUGAAUCACCUGAGGUCAGGAUUUCGAGGCCAGCCUGGCCAACAAGGUGAAACCCCGUCUCUACUGAAAAUACAAAAAUUAACUAGGCAUGGUGACGCACUCUUGUAGUCCCAGAGGCUUGGGACUUGGGAGGCUGAGGCAGGAGAAUCGCUUGAACCCGGGAAGCAGAGGUUGCAGUGAGCUGAGAUCAUGCCACUGCACUCCAGCCUGGUGACAGAGUGAGACUUCGUCUCAAAAAAAAAAAAAAUUCUGACUUUAACCUCUGUUUUUUA
This is a messenger RNA of Rhinopithecus roxellana (golden snub-nosed monkey), 2589 nucleotides long. RefSeq names its product family with sequence similarity 153 member B (gene FAM153B). The record is from RefSeq and is a predicted model, not a curated record. The coding region runs from base 119 to 2110 and encodes 663 amino acids. The transcript is spliced from 40 exons. NCBI's taxonomy places the organism in Eukaryota, Metazoa, Chordata, Mammalia, Primates, Cercopithecidae.